Messenger RNA from Panicum hallii, 1468 nucleotides. RefSeq names its product probable 6-phosphogluconolactonase 1. Gene Ontology annotation, biological process: carbohydrate metabolic process; pentose-phosphate shunt. The transcript has 4 exons. Lineage: Eukaryota; Viridiplantae; Streptophyta; Magnoliopsida; Poales; Poaceae. The record is from RefSeq and is a predicted model, not a curated record. Bases 218 to 1063 code for a protein of 281 amino acids. Gene Ontology annotation, molecular function: 6-phosphogluconolactonase activity.
CUGCUCGAGCGAGAGCAUAUGCGCGUAUAUAAAGGGCUCUCAUGCCUGCUUGCUUCCGACUUCCCCUGGCCUGGCUUCCUUUUUAUUCUUCUGCGCUGUUCUCUUGUGAGGAGGAGAGGGAAGAGGGCUGCGCUGGGCAGCAAAUGCUUAGCUCAGGUGUGUUAGAUUGGAAGCUGGAACGAUAACUUGCUUUAAGUUUCAAGAGCAAAACAAACACAUGGAGAGGGAAAUCAUGGCCUCCUAUGAAACCAAGAAAAACUGUGAAAUUAGGGUAUUUGAGAGUUCAGACGAGAUGGCAACAGAUCUGGCAGAGUUUAUUUCACAAGUUUCGGAAAUUUCUGUUAAGGAAAGAGGAUACUUUGCUAUUGCUCUCUCUGGAGGGCCUCUUACCAGACAUAUGCGGAAGCUCUGUGAAGCACCAUACAACAAGACCCUUGAUUGGUCUAGAUGGUACGUCUUCUGGGCUGAAGAACGUGCAGUAGCAAAGAACCAUGCAGAGAGUAACUACAAAUUAACAAAGGACGAAUUUCUCUCCAAGGUGCCUAUUCUUAAUGGUCAUGUCUACUCCAUCAACGACAAUGCAACGGUGGAAGAGGCAGCAACUGACUAUGAAUUUGUCAUCAGGCAGCUGGUCAAGAUUCGAACAGUUGGAGUCUCAGAGAGCAACGACUGCCCCAAAUUUGACCUCAUUCUUCUGAACAUUGGUCCUGAUGGUCAUGUAGCCUCAUUGUUCCCCAACCAUCCAGCUCUUGAGCUGAAAGAUGACUGGGUCACCUACAUCACUGACUCUCCAGAGCCUCCACCUGAGAGGAUUACCUUCACUCUUCCCGUGAUAAACUCAGCAUCGCACAUCGCCAUUGUUGCCACUGGAGAAGACAAGGCGAAAGCUGUGUCUUUUGCCAUUUCUGACUGUAACGAAGGCCUAGGUGCGACAUCAGUACCUGCUAGAAUGGUUCAGCCAACGGACGGGAAGUUGGUAUGGUUUCUGGAUGAAGCAGCUGCCUCAUCUCUUGAGGCUGGGAAUGAUGCUUACGACUUACGAGCACCAGUACUGAGAGUCUGAGACAAGCGUUGAAGCUGGACAUCCCUUUUUGCUGUGAAUGAAGAAUUGUUCAUGUAGUUGAUGGGUUUGGAUGGAAGAAAGUUUUUGGGGAGGGCUUUUCUGAGAAAUCAAAAAAUUUCCAUGUCUUGUGCUAUUGGAUUUUGGCGAAGAACGAUGCAGCAUGUACUUUUAUGCCGAGAACUGAAGUACCAGAGUAGCUAAGUUCUUCUUUCAAGGAAAAAGAGUAGCUAAGUUCGACUGUUGGUCAUAUGAUACUGUUUAGUGUGCCAUCAGUUUUUAUCUCAGUUGAAAUUAGAUUCCUUUUUGUGCUACUUUUUAGCAGGUAGCAGUAUUUUUGCUGGACACGUCGCCAUGUCGGAACCCUGAACCCAGAUGCAUGUCAAUUAAGUUUUCCUCCUUGCUUCA